AUGGCAGAACCAUCCACCGCCGAAACCACCUCCGCCAGCGAUGCUCAUCCGCCGGCGCCGGCGCCGGCUUCCUCGUCGCUCAACGUCGUCGGAUUAACGAGCGACGAGAACAAGAAGCCUUCUCCCAAGUUCUUGGACGAGCCUGAAGACUCCAACAUCCAAGCGGUUUCGUCCGGCGACACUCCUUACACGUCAGCUACCACCUUCGAAGAAUUGAAUCUCUCACCGGAGCUUUUGAAGGGACUCUACGUGGAGAUGAAGUUCCAGAAACCUAGUAAGAUCCAAGCCGUAACCUUGCCUAUGAUCUUGAAUCCUCCGAAUAGGGAUUUGAUCGUACACGCGCAUAACGGUUCCGGAAAAACCACGUGUUUCCUUCUUGGUAUGCUUAGUCGAGUUGAUCCAAAGUUGCAGGCUCCUCAAGCUUUCUGCAUUUGCCCAACCAGGGAGUUGGCUAUUCAGAAUACUGAAGUUCUCCGAAAGAUGGGAAAGUACACGGGGAUUAGCUCAGAAUGUGCUAUACCAGCAGACAGUAGGGAUGCUUUGCCGAUAGCGAAACGGGCACCGAUUAUGGCUCAAGUGGUUAUUGGGACCCCUGGCACGAUUAAUAAGUGGAUGAAUUAUAAGAAACUUGGGGUGACAAGGUUGAAGAUUCUUGUUUUUGAUGAGGCUGAUCAAAUGCUUGCUAAGGAUGGAUUUAAAGAUGAUUCCCUGAGGAUAAUGAAAGGAAUAGAAAAAUUCAAUUCUAACUGUCAGGUUCUUCUGUUUUCUGCUACAUUGAAUGACAUUGUCCAGAAUUUUGUUUCGAGGACAGUUAAGCAGGAUUAUAAUACACUUUUUGUGAAGGAACUAUCUUUAGAUGUCGUAAAGCAAUAUAAAGUUCAUUGUCCUGAUGAACUCUCUAAGAUUGAAGUGAAAAAAGAAUACAUACUCGAAAUAGAAGAGAAUCUGGGGCAAACUAUAAUAUUUGUGCGCACAAGAAAUAGUGCAAAAAUGUUACAUAAAUCACUUGUUGUCGCUCCUGUUGUCGCUCCCGUCACCCCAAGUAAGGGAGUCGACAAGGGAAAAAGGAAAGUGGUGAACAUUGUUAAAAGGAAGGUCUGGUCUGCAGCGGACAUUCUUGCCGAGGAGCUUGCUAGGAGGACUGGCGGCCCGGUUAUUAAGGAUGUGCAGGAGAAUGCCCAGAGUCGGCGGUCAACCCUUCUGCACCUGAAGUUAUUCCUCCUAAACCAACAGCUUCUGGAAGGAAGAGGGUUGCUAGCGAGGAUUUAA
This is a messenger RNA of Gastrolobium bilobum, 1269 nucleotides long. RefSeq names its product DEAD-box ATP-dependent RNA helicase 38-like. Gene Ontology annotation, molecular function: nucleic acid binding; RNA helicase activity; ATP binding. Bases 1 to 1269 code for a protein of 422 amino acids. The record is from RefSeq and is a predicted model, not a curated record. The transcript has 5 exons. NCBI's taxonomy places the organism in Eukaryota, Viridiplantae, Streptophyta, Magnoliopsida, Fabales, Fabaceae.